CGUUUUUUUCUUCUUCUUUUUGUAUUAAUUCUUAACCUCUCGCCGUUAUCGUGCGUGCGUGCGUGCGUGAGUUUCAGCAGAAAACAAAGAAGACGCUGGCGAAAUCAGCAAUGGAUUCAUCUCAUUACAAUCCGAGCUUCGACCAAUGGAAUCCUCCUCUUCCUCUCCUUCCGCCGCCGCCAUUGCCUCCUCCUCCUCGUGAAUCUCAUCCCGAUAGCCCUAGUUUCUAUCUCCCGUCAAGCCAAAGCGGUGAGCAACGUCACCAUUAUCUUCCACCCAUGCCGGGGGCUAAUCAGCCGUCUUCCUUCAUCUACUCCCAGCAUCCUCUACCGCCGCCGCCGCCGCAACAGCAUCUUCCAGAGAAAGUUAGGUUUGAGUUUCAUAGAGUCUCGCAGCCGCCGUCAUCCAUUAUAACAUGUACGCAACGGCGAGAUAUCUCUCAGUCUGCUAGGGUUGGCUACAGUGAUAAACGACUUGAUUCAUUGACAGUGGACCCUUCUCAGGGACGAAUGGAUCGAAGUCCAGGACGUAACCAUCAGUGUGACAUUAGGGACUCAUCGGGUGUUGGCAUCAGUCGUGGUUUAGAUGGUAGUUCUAGGUGUAGAGAUGAGUUUCGUAAUCUUGGAUAUGUGAGAAAAGAAUCUGGAGGAACUAGGAUAGAGGGAAACUAUCAAGACCGUGGUCAGUUAAAAGCAGAAUCCGAUAGAUGUUUUAGGGGUUUAGAUGAGGGAAACAGGGGUUUAUCUUCACGUGUUGGUGUUACAGUGAGACAUGAUAUGAGUAGGUCAUCAGCAAGUCAUGGAGGGGAUAGAAACCAGAGGUGGGAUGAAGCGCGUAAUGGAGGGAGGGUUCUCUAUCCGCGGAAAAGGGAUGACUACUAUCAUUUAGAUCGUGGAAGGAGAGAUGGGAGCAAUGAAUCGAAGAGAACAACGCCUGGGAAACAAACGCAGAAGAAGAGUGCUCUGCUUAGGCUUGGAACUCCAAGAAACUAUCACAACGGUAGAGAGAAUGCACGGAAUCUUACUAGUUAUAGUGGGAGAAGGUUGGUAGCUUCACCUGCCAGUGCAGGCAUCCGCCCACGCCGGUCUGUUACACCUAGGUCUAGUAAAGCUAGAAGAGCAUUGGUGCCUGAUAAAUUUGAGAAAGCUUCGGUAACUAAAGAAAAUGGAAACAGAAGUAUAGUGAAGUCUCACGAAGAUCUUUUGGACAGAACGGGUACUGGUUCUAAAACUCUUUUGCCCAAGGGUAUGGAGAUGGAAAACAACGGGAAGAAGAAGACUAAUACGUCUCCUAAGAAAUUAGUUAUAUCAUGGUCAACAGUUGCUGAUCUCUCCGGUGUUUCUGAAGCAAGAAUUCGUUUUGCUGGUAUGUCCAUGUGUAGUGUUGGGUCUCAACCUUGCGAAGACCUUGCUGACCAGGUGUUGGCGAAGUCUGAUAGUGGUUGUAUUGAAGAUGACAGCAAGGGGAUCAAUAAGAAUGUAGAUUCUUUGUCUCCUGAAUGUAGAAUAGAAUCCAUGGAAACUACACCUCUUAAUAGUGCUGCAGAAAUGGCUGACGAUCGGGACAGUGAUAAAGGUAAAAAGGCUUGUGUAAAAGGUACUUCUUCAUCUCUUACAAAGGUUGAUGUAAAGGAAUCAUCAAUUGUGUUUCCUGUUGAAAGAACUGAUGACUGUUCAGGUAGUGAUGAAUCAGGUUUAGCUAUGGUAGUACCGUCUGACAUGUGUAUGGAGAAUGUAAGUGCCGAGAGACUUGUGCCUGAUGAAGAUCUGGGUAUAGCAUCUCUAGGUGGCCUCAUGCAUGAGGAAAAUAAUUGUGCUGAGAACACUGCUGUAGAUGCUCAAGAAGAGAAAACAAACCCUUCUGGUGGAACUUUGAACUACAAAACUCCGGGAACUGAUACUGUUGUUGUUAGUGGGAAUGCAGUGUUUCCAUGUAAUUCUGUAUCCAGCUCAACGGUGCGGAGCUUCCGGCAGAUAAGGAGUGAAAUUCAUGUUGCUGCUACAGUUGAUGAAACUUGCAAAGACAAACCGAAACCUAAGCAUUCUGGUGGUAGUAGUAAGUACAGAACUGGGGGAACGAAUAUUUUUGCUUUUAGUGGGGAUUCAGUUCCACGUGAUUCUCUAUCCAACGCACCAAGGCUGUACAGGAAGAUACGGAGUGAAGUUCAUGUUGCUUCUAUGGUUGAUGACACUAGCAAUUACAAAGAGAAAGCAAAGCCAUCUGGUGGAACCUCUAAGCGGAGAACUCCAGAAGCUGAUGUAACAUCUGAUGUUGGCGGUCAAGAGAAAGGCUCACUGAACAGGGUUGAGACUGAUAUAUUUGAUGGUGAAGUAUGGUCAUCUGUUGUAAAAGUUUCUGGAACUGAAAUUCUUGGUGAUUUAAGAGUUCUUCUGCCUAGAUCACACUCACAUGCAGAAGUUAAAGAUCACGUAAUAUCUGUCCAAGAUCGGGAUUCCCAAAGUAAGACAUCUCUGAGCUCUAGGUACAAAGUAGAAAACAGGAAAAAGAAAUCGAACUGCUCUACUCAGAAAAGGUAUUCCCGUGCCCUGCCUUUUGUGUCUGGCCCUAAGAAAGAUGCUAACCCUCCCAAUAAGUGUCACACUUGGCAUCGAAAGCUCGAUACUUCUGCCUCUCCUUUUGUAGCUGCCAAGCCGUUGUCGUCGACUUUGUUUACACAGCCGAAGCUUCCCCUAGUGACUGCCCAAUCUAGUGGUAGUUACGUACGUAUAGGGAAUAGCCUUCUUCGAAAACCCUCGUAUGGUUCUCCUGGUGUUACCCUUGGACUGCUUCCAUCUGCCAUCCAGUUAAACUGUAUCGAAGACAAAAGCACGGGAUCUGCCAGUAGGGUUGAUGUAGGUAACGCUUCUUUUCGUGUUAAAACAGGAGAAAGAACCACUCUCGAGAGGCAGUCAAAUCCUCCCUCAGAUAGCAGCACCUCCAAAGUAUCAAAUGCCAUUGUUACUUCCUCAGGUAAAUGUCCGUUAUCUUACAGCAGGGAUCACCUCAUCACUGGUUUACCUGAGUCUAUCAUGGACGCUGCUAUAUCUGGAGAAGCCAAUCUUCCACACUCUGGUGGAGAUGCAUCUAAGACAGACACACUAGCUCAGACAGAUUAUCCUUCAGAUUGCCAGCAGAAGAGAAAUCAUCCUAAGUUGGAUUCUUCAAAUUUGAAGAGAACGGUAUAUGUUCAAAGGAAGGAAAAUCAGUUGAUUGCAGCUUCAGAUAUUCAUGGUGCAACUAAGGGCCAGAUUCCUGCCUCUGAUGGCUAUUUCAAACGAAGUAGAAAUCAGCUAGUAAGGACUUCAGCGAGCUGUGUCAAUCACUCACCUGAUGAUGCAUUAGAUUCACAAGCCACUACAACCAUGGUUUCGAAAAGAUCAUCUAGCCCAGCUUUCUCCGACUCUGUUGCAGCUGUCACGAGACCAUAUAAGCGGUCAAAAUUUUCUCUGGUUUGGACGCAAGAUGAUCCACAGUCAAGAUUGCGCACAAGUCACAGGCGCUAUCAGAGGAUAUUACCGCAACUUGUUCCUUGGAAAAGAGUGACAUACUGGAGAAGACUAAUGAAUUCAGUCUCCGGCUCUACUUUGCGAAAUGUUUCUUUUUCCAACAGCAGCCAAAAAUUGUCUAUGAUGAGGAAGAGACAUUCGGUUUAUACAAGAUCAACUAAUGGGUAUUCACUUAGAAAAUCCAAGGUAUUAAGUAUUGGUGGUUCGCAUUUAAAAUGGUCCAAGUCCAUUGAGAGAGACUCGAGAAAAGCUAAUGAGGAAGCUACCUUGGCUGUGGCUGGAUUUUCAAAGAAAGAAAAUGAAAAGCAUUCUGGAGAAAGUACUACUAGGAUGACAAACAGAAACCAUCUGACACGGGAGCGCGUUUUCAGGAUUGGCUCCCUUCGUUAUAAAAUGGAUUCUUCUAGGCGAACUCUUCAGAGAAUAUCUGAUGUUGAUUCACUGUGCUCUGGACCUACUGAAAACAGUGAAGGCGCAAAAACACCGUUCAUUCCAAAGAGAUUGGUCAUAGGCAAUGAAGAAUAUGUACGUGUGGGAAACGGUAACCAGCUAGUCAGAGAUCCAAAGAAACGAACUCGUGCGUUGGCAAAUGAGAAGGUCAGAUGGAGCCUGCACAAUAUUCGCUUGCGGUUGGCUAAAAAGAAGAAGUAUUGCCAGUUCUUCACAAGAUUCGGGAAAUGCAACAAAGAAGACGGGAAAUGUCCUUAUGUUCACGACCGCUCGAAAAUUGCAGUUUGCACCAAAUUUCUGAAUGGGUUGUGUGCCAAUGCAAAUUGCAAAUUGACUCACAAGGUCAUUCCAGAAAGGAUGCCUGAUUGUUCUUAUUUUCUGCAAGGCUUAUGCAACAAUGAGGCGUGUCCAUAUAGGCAUGUGCAUGUCAACCCGAGUGCAGCCAUAUGUGAGGGGUUCUUAAAAGGAUACUGUUCAGACGGAGACGAGUGUCGGAAGAAGCAUUCCUACACCUGCCCAGUUUUGGAAGCCACUGGAUCGUGCUCUCAAGGAUCGAAAUGCAAGCUCCACCACCCCAAGAACCAAAGCGAAGGAAGAAAGAGGAAAAGACUAAGCGAGCCAUCAGAGAGAAAUUCCCGUGGGCGUUACUUUGGCUCACUUCACAAAGUCUUGGACGAGUCUGAGCCAAUGGUAGUGGAUAGACUUCCUACUAGUAACAGCGCAGAUUUUGGAAUAGAAGGUCUGGACUUUAUAUUUCUUGGCGCUACAGAGUAUGAAGAAGGUGAUAACAAUGAUCUAGCCGCCGGGGAAUCUGUCUCCAGUGCUAGUGAAGAACCGGGUUUAGUUUACAAUCUAAUCAGACCAGUAGCUUUGAUGCAGUAAGAAGCAAGUAUCAGUUUUGGGGUGACUACAAAGGUAAGCUUUCUCUGUUAGGAAGACAAUUGUCUUUUGUCUAAUACGUUAUCUUGUAGCUUUUUAGGGAGUUAGUUUUAGCUUUUGUUCUCUUCAACAUGUGUACAUGGUUAUUUAUCUGUAAAUGAUUCAAAUACAUUUGUUUUUGUUGUCUAUC
Molecule: messenger RNA, 5025 nt
Organism: Raphanus sativus (radish)
Lineage: Eukaryota; Viridiplantae; Streptophyta; Magnoliopsida; Brassicales; Brassicaceae
Exons: 10
Coding region: 111-4838 (1575 amino acids)
Cellular component (GO): nucleus
Molecular function (GO): metal ion binding
Source: RefSeq, a predicted model, not a curated record